Scatophagus argus is the source of this 838-nucleotide messenger RNA. Its product is annotated as eukaryotic translation initiation factor 4E-binding protein 1-like. Gene Ontology annotation, biological process: negative regulation of translational initiation. The record is from RefSeq and is a predicted model, not a curated record. NCBI's taxonomy places the organism in Eukaryota, Metazoa, Chordata, Actinopteri, Scatophagidae. The transcript is spliced from 3 exons. The coding region runs from base 204 to 557 and encodes 117 amino acids. Gene Ontology annotation, cellular component: cytoplasm. Gene Ontology annotation, molecular function: eukaryotic initiation factor 4E binding.
UCUUCAGCCAAUCACAGCUCUUUGCUGUGCGUGUUGUUUUGAAGGAAGGCCCAGGGUUGUUUUGGAUGUGAUCAGACCACGUGGAGAGGAGAGGUAACUUUUCCGCGGUCUGACAGUUGCUUUGCGGCUUUAUAACGUCCUGCACACUGUCCGCCACACUCGAAGCCACUUUCCCCACCUGUGUCCACCCAGUUUUGUGAGACAUGUCAGGUCAGACUACCAAGAGCCGGGACAUCCCGGCCAUAAGGCGGGUCACCGUCCACGAUUCCGCUCACAUGCCCCAGGAUUACUCCACGACUCCAGGAGGGACUAUGUUCAGCACUACGCCAGGAGGUACCAGAAUUAUCUAUGACAGGAAGUUCCUUCUGCAGUGUCGCACGUCCCCUCUGACUCGUACGCCUCCCAACCUGCCCGACAUCCCGGGAGUCACCAGCCCGCUCAAACCGGAUUCCUCUAGCAACACGAAAAAGCCGGAACAGACACCCAGUAAUAACGCCGACCACAACCUCCACACAGAGGAGAAUGCAGAAGAUGCCCAGUUUGAAAUGGACAUCUGAAGAGAGGACAACAAUGAUAAAAGUGAAUUCCAGCAUUGUUAUUGUUUUUUUUUUUGUUACUGUGAUUAACAAAAUGAUCAGCUGAAAUACGCUUUCAGAUUUGUUUUGAAAGCAAGAUGGCAUUUUUUUUAUAAUGCUCAAUAUGUGUUAAAAUGUUGUACUCUUAUGAAAAAAAACACUAACAAAUGCAUAAAAUUGUUUUUUACUUGACUUUGUAUGACGUGUGACAUAUUUGGCAUGUGCAUCAAAGCCUUGGUAAAAUUAAACCUUUAAUAUGGUGU